This is a messenger RNA of Suillus subalutaceus, 660 nucleotides long. RefSeq lists its product as uncharacterized. The transcript has 7 exons. NCBI's taxonomy places the organism in Eukaryota, Fungi, Basidiomycota, Agaricomycetes, Boletales, Suillaceae. The record is from RefSeq and is a predicted model, not a curated record. The coding region runs from base 1 to 660 and encodes 219 amino acids.
AUGCAAGCCGUUAAAAGUGUAAAUCGCACACGGAACUGCCUGCUUCGGUGUCACCAGUCGAAGACAGCACCAAUAGCAUCCGACAAGAAACGCGCAUGUGAGAAAGACGGUCCUCACUCCGAGCGUAUAGACAGCAACAUAGCGGGCAUAUGGUCCCAGUACUGGAAUGAUCAUCGUAGUCAAGAAGAAAUUAACAAUUCACCAGAUACUAUUGAUGAUAUUAGAACUGUCAAGGAGUGGUGGACAAAGAUACCAGCGCCGAAGGAUGUUAACACUUUCUUGACAGUCAGCUUCUCAGUCAACGGUGGAGGGGGCUCGGUCAAGUUUGACAUGAUACUGUUCGAUUGGACUGGUGAAGGUGAAAAAUGGUGCCUCCGCACCGCAGCAAUGCUUUGCAUGGGUAUCAUUUUCCUGUACCUCGCUCAUAGCGAGCCCAAGAUUAAGUACUAUGCAUUCUAUGCUGGAGCACACGCAAUCGUGAUAGGCACUUUUAGGCUGCUCGCCUCAAGAAGCAUUUAUCGCAAUGCUCUCGCGAAGAAGAACGAGGCAAUGAAACCCCAGUCGAGCGCGGAAACUGCUCAUGAAACUACUGGGACGGAGGGCAUUUUGGAAGAUGCGAAGCCUCGAGGAGUUUCCGAGAAUGCUGACUUGUUGGUCUGA